Archocentrus centrarchus (flier cichlid) is the source of this 1690-nucleotide messenger RNA. Its product is annotated as mixed lineage kinase domain-like protein. Gene Ontology annotation, molecular function: protein kinase activity; ATP binding. Gene Ontology annotation, biological process: protein phosphorylation; necroptotic signaling pathway; cell surface receptor signaling pathway. The transcript is spliced from 11 exons. The record is from RefSeq and is a predicted model, not a curated record. NCBI's taxonomy places the organism in Eukaryota, Metazoa, Chordata, Actinopteri, Cichliformes, Cichlidae. The coding region runs from base 144 to 1565 and encodes 473 amino acids.
GUGGGGGAAGAGGUUUUAACUGUCAGACAGAAACAGGAAGCAGCAGCAGAGCUCAAGACUGCAGAGGUGGUUUCAUUUUCUCGAAGCAUUAGAACUCUGCACACACCUGCAUAAAGACGGUCGGACUUCAUCUCACAGCUGUCAUGGACAUUGUAGAGCCCAUCCUGUCCAUCGCCUCACAGAUCUACACUCUGGUUGAGAAUGUGAAGGCCAACAAGAAGCGCUGCCGGCGUGUUUCUGGCCGAGUCAAAGCUUUGGAGGAGCUGGUGAAGUCCAUCAAGCAGCCUUCCCCAGAGGUAGAAAAAGCCCUCAGGGAACUGUCUCUCACUCUGCAAUCGGCGCAGGAGCUCAUCAGGAAAUACGCCUUGGCCAAUUUGGUGGAGCGCAUCCUGAACUCCAGCAACCACGGAGAGGAGUUCAGCAGUGUGAACGAACGGCUCAAUGACGCCUUCCAGGUCCUGUCUGGAGCUCUGCAGGUGGAGCAGGGCAACAUGCUGCACGAAGUGUUUAAGCAGACAGUCAGAGAGAAAGAAGACGAGCUGGACGGGAGGGAGGACGACGCAGAGCUGAAGAGAUUGCUCCUGGACUACAUGAAGGAUCAGCAAGAGAAAACCAAUGCCAUGCUGAGACAGUUUGAACAUGUUAAAGUCAAUGUGGAAAAAGUCCUGGACUUGUUGAAUAAGCCCAGCAUCACCAGUGUGGGCAUCCGAAUGAUUAGACCAGAGGAGCUGAAGUAUGAACAUCCAAAAAAGCCCUUCAUGAAAACAGCGACCUCAGAGGUGUACAAAGGAGAAUAUCAUGGAUUCACAGUGGCCAUCAAGAGAUACAUCGACCCUAACAACACCAGCCCGGGAAAGGUGCAGUCUAUUUUCAACAAGGAAGUUGACACCAUGAAGCGCUUUGAGUCGCCCAACAUCCUGCGAAUGUUUGGUAUCUGUAUCCAGGGUGAGAGCGGACCCAGCUCUCAGUUCUUCAUCAUCAUGGAGUAUUGCGAAAAAGGAAGUCUUCGCCAGGUUCUGGACUCUGACUGCAGGCUGUCCUGGAUCAGGAAAGCUCGUAUGUGUUUGGAUGCAGCGCAGGGACUCUAUCGACUGCACAAUACGGAAGAAAAAUAUAAGGUUCACGGGUGCAUCAACAGCAGCAAGUUCCUGGUGGCUGAAGGCUACACCGUCAAGCUGGGGGGUUUUGAGUUGGCACAAACAGAUACGUCGCUGAAAAAGGUGAAAAAAACAAAGGACAACGCAGUCAGGUCCCUGUGCUACUUCUCCCCUGAGAGUCUCAAAGACAUCAACCAUCCCUACAGCAAGGAGUGUGAGAUUUACAGCUUUGGAAUCGUCCUGUGGGAAGUUGCAACCCGUCAGAAACCUUUUGAAGGUUUCUCAGAUGUAGACUUUCGUAAGAAAGUGUGCGAAGAGAAGUAUCAAGAGCCUCUUCCUGAUGACUGUCAUGCAGAACUGGGACAGCUGAUCAAUGAGUGCAGGGACUUCGACAGCUUCCAGAGACCCUCAGGAGGAGUGCUGGUGGAUAGAUUGCGCAGUGUGGUGGCACAAUUAGAGGACCAAUGAAACUCAUCCUCGGGAGAGGAAACACAACUCUGCAUAAAACUGGCUUUUAAUUGAAACACAGUCCCAGUCCUGAAAAAACAAACUCAGAAUUGCACAGUUUAAUUUGUGUGACAAAUUAAAAAAGU